Syngnathus acus (greater pipefish) is the source of this 4155-nucleotide messenger RNA. It is a transcript of the gene pou2f2a, whose product is annotated as POU domain, class 2, transcription factor 1. Bases 549 to 2774 code for a protein of 741 amino acids. Gene Ontology annotation, molecular function: DNA-binding transcription factor activity, RNA polymerase II-specific; RNA polymerase II cis-regulatory region sequence-specific DNA binding. The record is from RefSeq and is a predicted model, not a curated record. Gene Ontology annotation, cellular component: nucleus. Gene Ontology annotation, biological process: regulation of transcription by RNA polymerase II. Lineage: Eukaryota; Metazoa; Chordata; Actinopteri; Syngnathiformes; Syngnathidae. The transcript has 16 exons.
UGGCUGAGGCACCUCGCCAGCAGCAGAGCGCGUUCAGGCUGCGCGGCGACGGAGCGCGACCACCGUUGUUACAGGGGGGGUGGGGGGAGGCCAAUCCCAUCGAGUACCAAAGAACCGAGAGCAGCAUCCGCAUGGAUUUACUUGUCAAUUGAUCAGCCAUCGCCAGCCGCUCGGCGGCCGGAAUUUUACUUUUUUUGUUUCCCCCAUGCGAUCCAUUCAAACCGAGAAUAGGACACUUUGCCUCCGGUCGGGAGAAGCGCACGAGCCCAGCGCUACACGUCGAGGAGCCGCGAUGUUGUCCAUGCGCACGCCAGCGGGAGCUUAGCGCCUCACCUGCACUCCCCCUCCCAGCUUUUAACGCUCACCUCCAAAGACAACAAAAGAACCCCAAAAAAAAAAAAGAGUUCAAGACGUGAUUUUGAGAAAACCCCUCAAAAACUGCUCCUGUUUCUUGUCCGUACAGAAGAUCAGAGGGAGAAUUAAAGCUGAGAGGAGAGCACAAUAAAAAGCAAGGAGCAAAAGAAGGGGUCCCAGGUCGACGGAGGACCAUGUUUGUCCCCCUGCCGGUGCCCUUCGUCUUUCAGAGAACUGCGUCCGACUUCAGCGCCUGGAGACUCAAGUCGUCGCUGGCUCCGCGGUCCAGCCCCGAUAUCAGGAUGUCCAAAGCAGAGGAAGAGAAGGCCGGGCCGGACUACCCCGCCGACGGCUCAGACUCUAACAGAAACAGUCCAGAUGACCAGCCGAUGGAAAGCAGCCCGUUCAGCCUCUCGCCCACACCAGGCAGCAAGGUUAAGGCGGAAGGGAGUUGUGAGAUGACCUGCAGCGCUGUGCUGCCAUCUUCUCAGCAGCAGCAGCAGCAGCAACAGCAGCACCAGCAGGCACAAGCGCAGGCGCAGCACCAUCACACGCAGCUGAUGCUGGCUGGCAGUCAGCUGGCGGGGCUGGCCGCACUCCUGCCGGCCCAGCAGCAGCUGCUCCUGCAGCAGGCCCAAGCUCAGCUCCUGGCGGCUGCUGUGCAGCAGUCCAACGCUGCACACGCCGCUCAUGCCGCGCACGCUGCUCACGCCGCUGCCCAGCAACAGCAGCACCAGAGCCAAACAUCUCAGCAGCAGCAGCAGCAAGCCGCCAAACAGGAAAUGACUGUGCAAGCUCCUCCGCCGCAGCUGGCCCUCUCUCAGCCAAUCCAGCUCACAGCGCAGGACAUCCAGCAGCUGCUCCAGCUCCAACAGCUGGUUCUCAUGCCAGGCCACCCGCUCCAGUCCCCGGCCCAGUUUCUCCUGUCGCAGCCGCCCCCCCAGACUCAGCAACAGCAGCAACAAGCUUUGCUCUCCACAGCAAAUCUUAUCCAGCUACCUCAGCAAAGCUCGACGGGCCUGUUGACCACGACGCCCCGCCUGAGCCUCCAGGCGCAGCAGAGGGAGAAAAGCAGCGAUGCUGCCGGAAACAUCAGCGCCCCACCAGCGUCCACGGGCAUCAGCGGCGUGGGCUUGGCGGCGGUCGGGUCUUCGUCCGGCUCGGCCGCCGCCAUGGCGGCCUCCCUGAACUCGGCCUUGACAGCCGGGAGCCACGCUGGCCACCUGGGGGAGGAGCCCAGCGACCUGGAGGAGCUGGAACAGUUUGCUCGCACGUUCAAGCAGCGACGCAUCAAGCUAGGAUUCACACAGGGCGACGUGGGCGUCGCCAUGGGUAAACUGUACGGCAACGACUUCAGCCAGACCACUAUCUCGCGCUUUGAAGCCCUCAACCUGAGCUUCAAGAACAUGUGCAAGCUCAAGCCUCUACUGGAGAAGUGGCUCGGGGACGCAGAGACCAUGGCAGUGGACAGCAUGCUGCCCAGCCCCUCUUCCAUCUCCUCCCCCCUGCUGGGCUUGGAGGGCCUGGCGGGCCGACGCCGGAAGAAGCGCACCAGCAUCGAGACCAACGUGCGCGUGGCAUUGGAGCGCAAUUUCAACACGAACCAGAAGCCUACCUCGGAGGAGAUCCUACUGAUGGCAGAACAGCUCAACAUGGAGAAGGAGGUGAUCCGCGUGUGGUUCUGCAACCGGCGGCAGAAAGAGAAGCGCAUCAACCCCGCCAGCAGCAGCACGCCGCCGCUGCCCGGCCAGACCUCGCCCGCCGUCACGCACAAAGCCCCCUGCUACAGCCCACACAUGAUAUCCAGUUCAGGUAUCUCUCAGGGCAGCAGCAGCCUCAGCACAACAGCUGCCGCUUUGUCACCGUCGCCCGUCAGCUCUGUGGCAGCAGGUUCCACCUCCUCUUCUUUGACUCCGCCCCCUCAUAGCACAGCCAGCCCCGCCCCUGGUCUGGGUUCUCACGGCCUCAACACUGGAAACACAAUGAUGGGAGUAAGCACAGGAAUGAACCAGGCGCUCAUGAGCAGCAAUCCGCUGGCUACCAUGCAAGCAGCACUGGCAGCCAGCGGUGGUCAGCUGUCAAUCAUGGAGGCAAGUGCGGGUCACAUGAUUCUGGGCAGCGGCCCUGGCGGGGUACCGCAUUCGCUGCACCCCUCGCUCUUCCUCAACCGCCCGGGCCUGCUGCCCAUGGCGACGGGCGCCAUCUCCAUGGUGACCGCGUCCCCGCCCACCAUGGGGCUGGUGAGUGGCCCGGGAGGGGGCGCGCCCCGGCUGGCCUUCGCCCAGUCUUCGCCCGCCGGCGCCGCUCACCUCCUGGGCCCGCCCUCGGGCCCGGAAGACUCGCCCUGCUCCAGCCCCGCUUCAUUCUGUUCCUUCAGCGAAGCCUCGCCGCCGCCCCUGGGCGGGGCUAUGGCCGAGUGACGGCCUAUCAGAAAACGGGGGGGAGCGGAGAAAGGAAGCUUUAAAAAUGUCGCCUUUCAGCCAAAGCCAUCUCUCGACCUCGCCGUUAUUCUCCCAAGCCAAAAAAAGUCGACACAAAAGACAAGGAGGGAUAGCGAGGAGGCAGAGAAGAGGAAAAGGCGACCCGAAACCAAAAAAAAAAAAAAAAAAACACCACGUAGAGCUGAGGAGUGUCAGGAAGUUGACCAAGUGCAUGAUGGGAGGCGACCAACACCAAAAACCAAAAUCUACAAAUACCAAAAACUCAAAACCAAAUAGAAAAAGACAAAAAAAAGAAACGGAGAGAAAAGCUUUAGACGUUUGCAUUCCGACCAACCACGGGAUUGCGUUCCUGCUACAUCCCGACUCCAUUUUCACACAUUCCCAUUUCACUCAGGAUGCUUUGAAUUGAUUUCUCGUCCUCAUCGCUCGUCGUGACACGUAGCGUGACGUUUACAUGCCCAACCUUCUACCUCGCCGAGGCGCCUCUUAUUUUCAUCCCCCGGGAGGAGCAGACGAGUGGGGCUCAUCGCCAGGUUGGCUUCCAAACCCAACCCAAGAUGAAGACGCAACUUACAAGUGCACAAAAGCAAUUACGACCAAACUCACGGAAAAUGGUUCAAGAAGGAAGACAUUUUCCAGAUAUUCUCGCCUUGGAUUUUUUAUUAAAUUCCAGUUUACUAGCAAAGAGCAAAACCCCAAAGCAACUUUCUCUUGAAGUUAUUAUACCCCACCCGCCUGUCCAGAUGGGAUGCGCUUAUCAAACGUCCACUUGUCCCGCUUGCCUUAUUUUCUGUGCCAAAAACAAAAAAGAAACAACAAAGAUAUAUCCGUGGAUCAGGAAGUUCCAUCGCCUUCAUCACCAGCAGCAGGAAGUUUGCUCAAACCAAAGUUUUCAUGCGAGUGCGCACCCUACAGGCAAAUGUGGCCCCUGUCCUUAUUUAUUCAUUUAUUUAUUCAUUUUUUAAAAUUUAUUAUUUACUAUUUAGUUAUUUAUUGACAAUGGCCUCCAUACUUCAUCAUCUCCAUCAUCAUCUUCAUCAUCUCCCAGCAGACCGUCACUCUCGGAUACCAAAGCCUGGCCUGUGGCAGCCGCUGUCUCACCUGAGACUGCAAACACACACACACACACGCCCAAACUGAAGAGGAGGAGGAGGAGGUGACGCACUGACCUGCCCUCCAUCCUUUGCUCCCAUCCCUCCCUCCCUCCCUCCUUCCUUUUGUCUCCAAAGAUCUUCGCUUCAAAGGACCAAAAAGUAGAUGAAGAGGAGGAGGAGGAGCUGCAGGUGUUUAAAGAGGAAAAGCAAGAGGUGCACUGGGAGCAGGAAAACCAAAAACAACGGGGAAAAAAAAACAAAGCAAA